AUGAUAAUUGAGAGAGAUAAUGAGGACAAUGAAAGAUUUAAAAAUGCCAUAAACUUUCAAAAAAACAUUUUUAAAUUUGAAAAAGAAUUAAUUAAAGGUAAAGAAUUAUAUAAACUAAAACAAGAAAUAAUAAAUUAUAAGCAUAUAAUUGAAACACUUGAAAAUGAAAAUAAUUAUUUGAAAAAUAAAGUUCGUUAUUAUGAAAAUAAAUUUAAGAAGUUAAAAAAUGAAAUUCAAAUUAAAGAUGAAAGCAUAAACUAUUUAAUAUCUGAAAAUGAUGUAAUAAAUAAAUUAAACAAAGAAAUAUCUCAAUAUAUAUACCAGAAAAUAACUUAA
Molecule: messenger RNA, 336 nt
Organism: Plasmodium gallinaceum
Lineage: Eukaryota; Apicomplexa; Aconoidasida; Haemosporida; Plasmodiidae
Product: conserved Plasmodium protein, unknown function
Exons: 1
Coding region: 1-336 (111 amino acids)
Source: RefSeq, a predicted model, not a curated record